Messenger RNA from Nicotiana attenuata, 1527 nucleotides. RefSeq lists its product as uncharacterized. The record is from RefSeq and is a predicted model, not a curated record. Bases 1 to 1527 code for a protein of 508 amino acids. Gene Ontology annotation, molecular function: zinc ion binding; transposase activity; DNA binding. Lineage: Eukaryota; Viridiplantae; Streptophyta; Magnoliopsida; Solanales; Solanaceae. The transcript has 4 exons. Gene Ontology annotation, biological process: DNA transposition.
AUGAUACUUGAAUCCCUUGCUGGUAGUUUUACUGAUAAGUAUAAUAAGAUAGAGGCAUAUGCUAAUGAAUUGAGGCUGAGUAAUCCAGGGAGUGAUGUAAUAGUUACCUUAUCAAAGGAUGCACUUGCUGAAGGAAAAAGAAGAUUUUCUAGGAUGUAUAGCUAUUUUCAUGCUCUUAAAAUGGGGUUUAAGAGAAAGGCCAAAGGUCAGGUUUUAGUUGUUGUUGCUCUUGAUUCAAUGAAUCAUUUUUAUCCUAUUGCUUGGGCUGUUGUGGAUAAAGAAACAAAGGUCACCUGGACCUGGUUCUUGACAUUGUUGAACAAUUCAUUAGACCUCAAGCUAGGGGAAGGAUACACAUUCAUGUCAGACAUGCAGAAGGGCUUGAUUGAGGCAGUUCAGGCAGUAGUUCCUGAUGCACACCACAGAUACUGUGUGAGGCACAUAGAGGCUAACUGGUGUAGAAGAUGGGGUGCUGGGGAUUUGAAGAAAAAGUACUUAUGGUGGUGUGCAUGGAGUAGCUAUGAAGCAGACUUCAAGGAUCAACUGAAAAACUUGGGAGAAAUUGAUGAAAAAGCCGUCGAAGACCUGUUGAGGUAUCCUCCACAAUCAUGGUGUAGAGCAUACUUUGACACAGUAUGCAAGAACCAACAAGUGGACAAUAACCUAACAGAAUCCUUCAACUCAUGGAUACUAGAUGCUAGGCAUAAGCCAAUUAUCAGAAUGCUUGAAGACAUAAGAGUUAAGCUGAUGAAUAUGUUGAGAGAGCAUGAAAGUGAAGUGCUGACUUGGACAGAAAAUGUAAGUCCUCAUACCAUGCAGUUAUAUUACCAAUUCUUGAAUAGUGCACAAAAAUGUACUGUUGAUUCUAAUGGAAAAGAUGGAUAUGAGGUGAAUGAAGGUACUACUGAAAAGCAUAGAGUGAACAUCAACCUGAAAAAAUAUACUUGCAGAACAUGGGACCUCACUGGGAUCCCAUGUCCUCAUGCAAUUAGAGCAUUACUAUACAAAAAAGUGAAUCCUGUGUCUGAGAUUCAUUGGUGGUUCACCAAGGAGGCUUAUCUCUCCACUUAUGCACAUAAGUUAGAACCAAUUAGAGGGGAGAAGUUCUGGAAUAUAGAGCCAACUCAUGCAAUGGAUCCACCCCUGCUAGUGAAUAUGGCUGGUAGGCCUAAAGUGAAGAGGACUAGAGAAAAGAAUGAGACAAUAAAUAGGCAAGGGGAGUGGUCUCAAUCCAGAAAAGGUAGGGUGAUGACUUGUUCCACAUGUGGAAAGCCUGGGCAUAAUGCUAGGGGAUGUCAAAAGCAAAGCAAGGGAAAGCAGCCACAGGUUGGUAAGAAAACAAAAAAGAGGUCGAGGACAACUGUUGAUGAAGAUCAUGAGGACAAUAUGGCUAGAUCUCCAGCUGCUGCAAGGCUGCCCUUAGAAGAGGAGCUGCAACUAAACAGCACCACAAGCCAGUCAGGCCAGUCAAGCAAGCAACAAUUCUGGACCUCAAUACAUGUUUAUGCCAACACCAUCCCUGUCUAG